AUGCUCUUUCGCACAAUCGCACCACUGGACUAGGAACCGGCGGCUGCUGCAUCUCCCUUCCAACGGUUGUGCCCCCUCCGGCCUCCGCCACCCACUCCCUAUCCGGCUAUCCGGUUAUCCCACCCGCGCGCAACUAGCCCUCUACCGCCGAGUGGAGAUCCAUCCGGGAUCGAUUGGUUCCCCGUCCCAGAGCUGAACCCCCAUGCCCAGGUGCUUGCUGCCGGGCGCGGGAACCCAGCUGAGAUGGGGCUGGAUUUGUUCGGGUUCAGUUCUCGGGUGCUGCCAGGAUAUGCCGCAGAUCGGGGACACGCCGGUGGUGGAGCCGCCGCAUGCCAUGGGUUCUUCGCUGACACCAGAAGGAGCGGGAGGAGGAGCUAUCUGAGGGGAACUCUGAAGGAUGCCGUGGUCUGCUCUUUGGAGGACGGUGGCGGCGUCGCGGAGUCUACGACCUUGUGUAUAUCUGGUCCAUCUGAAAAUGCGAGUCGCAGCGGUGAAGUGGCAGCGAAUUCGGGUCGGGAUGUCGCAGAUGGCAUCGCUGGUACUAGUCAGAGGAGUUUUGCAGGGAGGAAGAAAGGGGGGAAGCUGUGGAGGAGACCAACGAGCGGAAACAAGCCAAUGAGGCAUGGAGCUCCGGGGCGUGCCCCUGGGAGAAAGGAUACGCAUGGUCGCAGAAUUGUAGUAAACGAUGAUGAUGUAAAUGCAAUUUGGUCUGGUGUCAGCCGCGAGUCCAGCAUUGAGGAGUGCAAUUCUGUUCUGAUCCGUCUUGAGAAGCACAGUGAUGAGAAGGCUCUUGGUUUCUUCGUGUGGAUGAAGGCCAAUGGGAAGUUAGAGAAAAAUGUGGACGCCUACCACCUAGCUCUACAAGCUAUUGCCUGGAAGGAGGACUGGAGGAGAGCUGAGCUGUUGCUUCACGAGAUGGUCGCCGUUUCAGGUUGCACACUGGACGCUCGAGCGUUCAAUGGACUGAUAUAUGUUUGUGCCAAAAGGAGGCUUGUUGAUUGGGGAACAAAGUGGUUUAAUAUGAUGCUAGACAGAGAAGUGCAGCCGAAUGUGUCGACAGUAGGUAUGCUUAUGGGCCUUUACCAGAAAACUGGGAACCUUUCUGAAGCUGAAUUCACUUUUGCCAAAAUGAGGGAAUGCAAUGUCAAGUGUAUUAAUGCUUACUCAGCUAUGAUUACUUUGUAUACACGCUCAGGCCUUUUCGACAAGUCUGAGGAGGUUAUCGUUCUGAUGAAUGAUGAUAAAGUUAUUGCAAAUUUGGAAAAUUGGUUGGUGCAGCUAAAUGCUUACAGUCAACAGGGCAAGAUGGAGGAGGCAAAAUUGAUAUUGCAGUCCAUGGUAGAUGAAGGUGUUUCCCCCAAUGUUGUGGCAUUCAAUACCUUGAUUACAGGGUAUGGAAAAGUUUCUGAUAUGCAGAAGGCCAAGGAAGUUUUUAACAGCCUUGAGAAGGCAGGUUUAGCUCCUGAUGAAACCACGUAUAGGUCAAUGAUAGAAGGUUUUGGUAGGGCAGACAAAUACGACGAGGCACUUUUGUACUACAGGAAGCUCAAGGAGUCUGGUUUUCAACCAAAUGCAUCCAACUUUUACACAAUGAUCAACUUAAUAGCAAGACAUGAUGAGAAUGAAAGCGCAGCAGAAAUUCUGAAGGACAUGAUGGCAGCAGGCUGCCAGUGUUCAUCUAUUAUUACUAUUCUUGUCCGGGCAUAUGCACAAGUAGGAGGGAUGAACAAGGUUCUACCAAUCCUACAAUCAUGCUUCUACAAGAAGAUUUUGUUUGAUGCUACCUCAUGCUCUAUUUUAGUAACAUUAUUUGUUCAAAAUUCUUUAUUGGAAGAAGCACUGUGUGUUUUGCGUGAAAAGAAGUGGAAAGAUUCUGAUUUUGAAGACAAUCUAUACCAUAUCUUGGUAUGUUCUUGCAAAGAGGCAGGCAGUUAUGAUGCUGCUGUAAGCAUCUACAAUGAGAUGCCAAAGUCUAAACUGCAUCCAAAUCUCCGCAUUUCAUGCAGUAUGAUUGAUGUUUUCAGCACCAUGGAAAGAUUUACUGAUGCUGAAACUUUGUACCUUGAACUGAAAACUUCAGCAUGUGUACUCGACAUGAUUGCUUAUAGUGUAAUUGUGAGGAUGUAUACUAAAGCUGGGCGACCAGAAGAUGCUUGCUCAGUUUUGGAAGACAUGGAGAAACAAAAAGAAAUAGUUCCUGAUAAAUACCUUUUCCUUGACAUGCUCCGGACCUACCAAAAAUGUGGACUGCUUGAGAAAUUGACCGAUACAUAUUAUUGGAUACUUAAGAGCCAAGUUGAAUGUGAUGAAGCCAUGAACAACUGCAUCAUUAACUGCUGUGGGCCAGCAAUACCUGUUGAUGAGCUCACAAGAAUUUUUGAUGAAAUGAUUCAACUAGGACACAUGGCUAGCACUAUCACCCUAAAUGUAUUGCUAGAUAUAUAUGGAAAGGCUGGGCUUUUUAAUAGGGCUCAGAAGGUGUUUAACAUGGCUCGGAAGCAGGGGCAGGCAGAUAUCAUAUCAUACAAUACUAUCAUUGCAGCGUACGCACAUAGUGGAGAUUUUCGCAGCAUGACUUACUUUGUCCAAAAGAUGCAGGAUGCAGGGUUUCCUGUUUCUCUCGAGGCGUACAAUUGUAUGCUGAAUGCUUAUGGAAAGGCAGGCCAAUUGGAGGAAUUUGCUGCUGUUUUGCAGAAAAUGAGGAGAGCAAAAUGUGACUUUGAUCACUACACUUACAAUAUUAUGCUCAAUAUAUAUGGAAGAAAGGGUUGGAUCGAAGGUGUUGCUUAUGUUCUUUCAGAACUAAAGAGCCGCGGCGUUGAACCAGACCUUUAUAGUUAUAAUACCCUGAUAAAAGCUUACGGGAUAGCAGGAAUGCCCGAAGAUGCUGUCAAACUGAUGCAAGAGAUGAGGCUUAAAGGUAUUAAUGCUGAUCGAAUAACGUAUACUAACCUCAUAGCAGCUCUACAAAGGAAUGAAAAUUUCUUAGAAGCAGUCAAGUGGUCUCUCUGGAUGAAGCAAACAGGAGUUGGGGGCCGUGGAGCUCGUGCAUAAUGUGCCUUAAGCAUUCAGGUUUUGCUUGCAUAUAGUCCCGCAAAACACUGCCAUUGUUCUUCAAUCAGAGUAUACAGUAUAGAGUGCCAUUGUAGAAAGCAGUAUAGCUGGUUGCCUGAUUGUUUCUGCAUCUUUUACGGGCGUGUACAAACCUGUAGAUGACAUUCAAUCAGUGUAAAGCGAGAUGGGAAACUUUUACCAUACAUACCGCACAAUUGUAAACUAACUAUGAAAGUGGAUUUAAAACUUCUGAAGAUGGAUGAAAGAAAGUCAAUUCAAUUUG
This is a messenger RNA of Brachypodium distachyon (stiff brome), 3337 nucleotides long. RefSeq names its product pentatricopeptide repeat-containing protein At4g30825, chloroplastic. Bases 244 to 3054 code for a protein of 936 amino acids. Gene Ontology annotation, molecular function: protein binding. The record is from RefSeq and is a predicted model, not a curated record. The transcript has a single exon. Lineage: Eukaryota; Viridiplantae; Streptophyta; Magnoliopsida; Poales; Poaceae.